AUGCAACGGAUGAAGCUUUGCUCCUUCAAUAUACUACGCCAUGUUGCCUUCCUCAUUCUCCUUGGAUUGGCAAUUUACAUUUUUAUGAAGUUGUCAGAGAUGAGAAAUCAUAGUGAGCAUCAUGUUAGCAUGUUAUCAGAGCAAUUGAGAAAUAAAACAUUUGCACAGAUUGAACACACAGCCAAUAUGUUUCUUCCCCUAAAUUACUCAGCAUCAAGCUUGGCUAGAGGUCUAAGUUCAUCUAUCAAUGGAACACAGUUACCCUUCGCCACAAUCCAAACUAAGGUAGCACCCCAUUUGUUUAUGGCACUUUCAACAAUCCCAUUUGUAUCACAAAUCUCAUAUGUGGGACAAGAUAGGUUGAUGUAUUCUUAUUACACUGAAGAAGGCCAUGAUGAUGCGCAAACUUUCGCAGUGUUUACAAACUCUUCAUCUGCAAUGUGUUAUAGUCAGCCAGUGAAUCGCGACACUGGGAUGCUUUAUGGACAACCAGUUGUUGUUGAUGCAAACAUGGUUGGCCUCGAGUCUCUAGGCUGGUCUAAACAAUCCUCAAAACUAACAAUGGGUUAUGCAUCUCAGUCCUCUAUUGGUAUUGGGUUGAACAAGGCCAAAAGGGAAUUAUUUUUCAAUACGGCCACAAUGGAUGGAAGGGGCAAGGUAUCGGUGGGAUUUCCAGUACAAUAUGUGGAUGACCGAUUUUCCGCCUUAAAUCUCUAUGGCGCGGAUUUUUACCUGGCGAGUAGUAAUGGUCAAGUCAUAGUGGAGACAAAGAUUCCUCAUACCCGCAUAAAUGCCUAUAAUGGUACCAUUUCUGUUCAAUUCAAGAACUUGAAUGGUACUCAUCAAGAUUUGAGUGGCAACCAAUCUUGCAAGCUGGGAAAUGGUGAAAGGGGACAAUUUGAAGUGAAAAUCAAGGAGCAGACGCACAUGUUCUACUGCUCUAUCAUUGAAAUAGCUGGACUUGAAUCGGUAUGUCUUGACAAAUUCGCAGCUACUAUGUUGCAUCUUGUGUUUUGGUUUUAA
This is a messenger RNA of Lycium ferocissimum, 1023 nucleotides long. RefSeq names its product histidine kinase CKI1-like. NCBI's taxonomy places the organism in Eukaryota, Viridiplantae, Streptophyta, Magnoliopsida, Solanales, Solanaceae. The record is from RefSeq and is a predicted model, not a curated record. The coding region runs from base 1 to 1023 and encodes 340 amino acids. The transcript has 3 exons.